AUGUUGAACGCUGAUGUUAUACUGUCGAUGAUGAUGAUGAUGACUAAAAUUUCACGAUACCAUCCUCAACUUGUCCAGGUCGUCAUGGAGUCUCUGGAAGAACGACAUAAUUUAAAUAGUCAACUCAAUCAGGGUCCACAUGCUACAUCCGCUAAUGCUUUGGCAGAACCGAUCAUAGACGAUGCCAUACCUCACGCCAACCAGCUGAUAGAUGGAAUUCGUGUGUGCUACCGAGACACAGCAACUGAUGGACGGCGUUAUGCAACCGGUCGGCUAAAUUUCAAGAAUCGUGUUCCAUUAAACCAUCAGAGACUGUAUCCUGUUGAUUGUGAUUCAAACGUACCAUCGCCCACACUCUUUCUUACUCGUACACAUUUACGCCUUCUUGUGGCCCCCUGGCAAGAUGAGUUGGAUGAUCUUCAAUUGCCAUCUGAAACAACCCACGGGGAAUCGGGACCUCCUGACGAAUUGAAGAGUGCCACAUACAACAAUUUGGAGAUGACUAUCCGAGACGCGGACAGUCCUGCUUUGCUGGAUUCCGUUUCGGCGCCUUCCCAUGCAGGGCCUAGCAUUAUUACCGGGGAUAUGCCGCCCGAAGAUUUGGACCGUUCUGUCACUUUUGAGCGCUCUUCCUCGAAGCCCAUCUCAUCUGCUACACUGACCACUAACUUCUCUACCAGUUCAGCGCCACCGACAUACUCAGUUGCAAAGAAUGGUGGGGUUUCUGAAACCGAACCGGGUCCCUUGACUAUUUUAGGAGCGGUCCGUGGUUCUGACCCCACUCCGCUGUCUCAGCUCGGUCGGAAUUCCACGCCGUAUUCCGCCAGUCCUGCCAGCGCUCUGUCACUUUCUCUUCUGGGUCCUUGCCUCGGAACUUCGUCCUCGAUAAGAUUCACCGCCACUGGUCCAAAAUGGAGUCCUGCGAAUCUCUUGGCUGCAACGACAUCCCUUCCGAACACUUUUGGUGUUCACCAUCAACGGUUUAAAAAGGGUGAUGUGGUCAAGACACCGAAUGGCGUGCGCAAGAAAUUCAACGGAAAGCAAUGGCGUCGCCUUUGUAGUCGUGAGGGCUGCACUAAGGAAUCACAGCGACGCGGGUUCUGUUCCCGUCAUCUAUCAAUGAAAGGGAAGGAAAUUCGUGCUCUGGGUUACGCUGCAGCAAUCGCAGCCUUAUCUUCCAGUGAAUCAUCCUACAGCCGUGCUGACCAACUUCACAGCAAUUCUACCAAGGCCCACCAAACUGCUCACAACCCUGGCGGAUAUAACCUGCACCCCUCCACGUCAUUCGCACCAGGUGUAAGGCCUGCGCUUACUCCCGUAGGUGUUAGCCUAACCCAUCACUCUACGCAAAAGCCGACAAUCUCUGAGUUCGUAUCUUCAGUACCGGCAGAUCCAUUACCACGUUUGCCCUCCACAACAACUGGUUCUGCACCGGAAUCCUCUACCGUCGGACGACCCUCACAAUCUAUCAUCACCAGCCCACUGGCUCUUUUACCUGUUCUCAUCGACUCACCUCAGUUGGCGUCCAGGGAAUCGGUUGGUCAUUUUUCGGACCAUGGAGAUGGCUGUGGUGGUGGCGGCGGUGAUAGCUUUGAUCGUGAGGAUUCCAGUCGUAGAAAGGGCCCAAAUCGAGGCCAUCCCAGCUCAGGUGGCGACUUCGAAGACCACCCGGAUGUGAUACACUCUCAUCGAACACCUUUGGGUGAGUUAUCCGAAGGUGUUGAUGUGAAAUCCAAGGACACUGUAAACUCCCAGGAUUCGCCAGACGAAAAUAGUAUUGCGGGGAACAGUGACCGCGUUGCGGAAAGCAUCUCGAAUGGUUGUGACGACUUGCCGUCGUCCAGCGAACUACUGUCGGACGAUGCUAUGACUCGCAAACCUUUGCUUGAUCUGGACACGGAUACCGAUAAAACGUCAUUCAAUGAAGGGAGUACAAUCGCCAUCUCUGAUUCUACACUAGAUCGCCAUGUUCGUCGUCCAAUGAAUGCCUUCAUUCUGUUCUCCAUGCGACAUCGGGCUGAAGUCCAUCGACUUUAUCCAAAUAAAGACAACCGUGUUGCCAGCCAAAUUCUUGGAGAGUGGUGGUACAGAAUGGCGACGGAAGAAAAGGCACAUUAUCAGAAACUAGCUAAAGAGCUCAAGACUGCUCAUUUUCACUACUAUCCCAAUUGGAAAUGGUCAUCCCCAAAAGAAAGGCGCAAAUCAGCCCCGCUAUCCCGCCAUGACACAGACCGGCCGAAUUGGAUGACGGAGCAAGUUUCGCCUCCUGUUUCAGAUGCUCGCUGUGUGACUCCCCGGGUAGCAACUGAUACUUGUACUCCGACACUCCGCUCAAACGUCGAUAAGAGUUCCCCGACUGAUGGGGUCCGUGCUGUUCCUGUGCUGAGUGACUCUGAUCUGGAUAUAUGUUCGAGGGAUAUGAUUGUACAAGAUUUAGCCACCACCAAAAGACCCAGUUUACCAACUUUUUCAAACCCACCAACCGGUUUGGAACUUCUAGCUCACGCGGUGGAAUAUUUAAACGUUCUGGAAUCCCUGAGGGCGACGAACUCCGACGAAUCAUAUGAUCCAGACGUCCAGCUUGGACGUCUGGCCUGCGACCCAGCAGCUGAAAACCGGUUACAGCAUAUCCAACGGUCUUCACAGACAGCUCCGGAGGCACAGUCGAACUCCCUCAUUCAAAACGAGGCCAGCACGUCUCCGGUAGCAUCCCCAACACCAUCACGCAGCCAAAAAACCACUUCCGUUGAAUCAUCGACCCAUGUUGACACUUGUGGUGAUAUCUGUCCGAAGAAAGAAGUAUGUGGUAUUGAAGGCCUGGCUGAGUGUGGGUCCAUCUCUUCAUCGAGCAUCUCUACCUGUGAGCUUCCUACUUCUGAACUGACUCCCUUAAACACAGCACGUGUUACCGUACCUGAUGAUGGGACACAACCUGUUUCAGCGCUACCCAUCCGUACAACUACAGAUGGCGCCAAGGUCGUAAAUAGACCGGCUAUGGCCAAACUUUGUUGGCUAACUCUCCCCACGCCUUUGUUGACUACGGGCUGUGUUCUUGUCGGAGGUUCGAAAUCCCCCACACCCAAUCUCCUACUGCCGGACGAAAAUUCCACUCACAGUCUGUCCUCAAAUCGGCAACCAACAGUUGGAAGCUCAUCAGCAAGCUCGAGUGGUUUCAUUUAUCUGAAGCCGGUUAUUCAACUUGUUCCCACCUCACAAGUCGUGUCUGUUAAUCAAGCUACAGACAGUACAUUGCUUCAGCCUCAGUCUCGCCCAGUCACUUUCGCACCCACGUCAAUAUCUGCCCUCCCAACAUCACCGCCCGUCAUUCUGAACUCCAUUCAACAACAAGUUCGAACCACUGAUAUAACGUCCUUUGAAAAACGCGAAUCAGAACAUAGUUCCGCUCCGCCGACACCUGUCUCCACCAGCGUUACUACAUUGAUCAAUUCUCGUACGAUGAGCUCAUCUCUUCGUCUAGAGCUCUCACCUGCAAUCAAUGAGGGAUUAGGAGAAGGAUCUCGGUUUUCUUCUAAGCUGAUGGCUGUGGAUCCAACUAAUACUAUCACAGAAGAAAAACUCUCCGAAUCCACCAUCCACAAUGGAAAAGAGGGCUCUGGCGGCUUGAACAGUAGCUCACCUUUGCUCUCUCCGGCAUCGGAUGCAGCGGACUUUAGUCCACUCGACAAACCUCAUCUAUCCGCCCGGUGUAUGAAGGUUAGACCUCCGCCGUUGGAUCUGUCUCUCGCCUUGAUGAAAGAUUCCCAUGAAGAAGAUGAGAAUGUUCCUGAGAGACAUAUUUCUGAGGUCAACAAGCGAAUCAAUGGGUGCGGCACAACGCGGCGUCCAUUCUCUGCCAGUCUAUGUAAUCGAGGACCGAAACGCAAGCCUGAUUCCGCAACCGAAGUGUUGAUGGCCUCGAUCGACAUCCGUGAUCGCCUGUCCAAUCUACCUCCAUUCCAACCUACUUCCGCUUCUCCAGCAUCUAGGAAAGCUUGUUCGGCCGGACCUUUCUUACCUUGCGAGGUGACACACAAGCGGCUUAGAACAAAACUCCCGAACGAUCAGUUUCCUGUGACUACGAAUGUAGCCCCUUUGGUGUCGAAUCACACUAGUGCAGAGUCUCAAUCUGCCGAAAUCUUGAAUCAUUGUGAUACAAGUCUGGGCCCUUCCCCAUAUGACAUUCGGAUGGAAAACGUGUUUUUUGGUGCCGAUUUUCCUCAGUCACUCCAGUCUUUUGAUCAGGAGAACGAUACACCUGAAUCUGGUCUCACGCAACGCCGCAAUCACGGUCACCGUUUCAACUCGUCCGGGUCUUGUGUGUCCACCCCUCCAAACAGUGCUGCGUAUCUUCGACAACCUCAGCCAUUAGCACCCAAAUCUCAGCAGUGUUCUACAGAUGUGAAGAACUGUAGUGCUGUUAAUCCGACAAUGGGACGCAAAUUGACUCCAUCCAGAACUCAUCUAGCCAUGCGCCGCAAACUCGUUUUGGAGUUAUUUCAAGAGCAUGGUCUGUUUCCAUCCGUAUCAACUACCACCAAUUUCCAGCAACGCCAUCUGACCCACUUCCCAAACAGACAAACGUUGCAGCUAAAAAUCCGUGAAAUGCGCCAAAGAAUUAUGCAAUCGACCAGUCAACACUUUACGAAUCAACCUUGCCGUCGUCAUGUAUUCUCACGGUGCGCUGACUUAGCUGAGGUCGGACAACCAGGUCAAUGUAGCUAACUACUUGGUACCCGACCGUGUUUUCAGCCUUUAUGUUGUACUUACCAACGCUAGUCGUUGUCUGCCUACCCAGUUCACUCCAAGCCAUCGCAAUCUCCAGAAACUAGCAUUUCUCGAUUGCUCGUCAAUCCUUUCUUUCCUUUGCUUGUUUUUUUUUAAUUCUGAUCCACGAUUCGGCGCACGUCAGUCUUCAACGCUACCCGUCUUUUUCCUAGUAUUUUCGCCUCGACCACGUCUUUCUAUGUUUACCGUGGUUGAUGGACUGGUAUUUUCUCAUCUGUCCUACUCAUCAUCGUUCAUCCCAGUGGCAUGUAUGCUUAUGUCAACCGGUUAGUUUUUAUUGCCCUGUUUUUAUCUAUUUCAGUGCUUUUUAUUCUAUAUUGUCAAUAACUUUUGCUCUUGGUCACAAUAUUCACUUGUUU
This is a messenger RNA of Opisthorchis viverrini, 5144 nucleotides long. RefSeq lists its product as hypothetical. Gene Ontology annotation, molecular function: DNA-binding transcription factor activity, RNA polymerase II-specific; RNA polymerase II transcription regulatory region sequence-specific DNA binding. The transcript has 18 exons. Gene Ontology annotation, cellular component: nucleus. Bases 1 to 4722 code for a protein of 1573 amino acids. Gene Ontology annotation, biological process: regulation of transcription by RNA polymerase II. The record is from RefSeq and is a predicted model, not a curated record. Lineage: Eukaryota; Metazoa; Platyhelminthes; Trematoda; Opisthorchiida; Opisthorchiidae.